Molecule: messenger RNA, 570 nt
Organism: Rangifer tarandus platyrhynchus (Svalbard reindeer)
Lineage: Eukaryota; Metazoa; Chordata; Mammalia; Artiodactyla; Cervidae
Source: the annotation of a GenBank genome assembly
AUGGUGCCAGCGCUGCUGCUGCUCCCUGCCCUGGCUGGCCUCUUCGCAGCAGCUGAGGGACAAGCCUUCCAUCUUGGGAAAUGCCCCAAUCCUCCGGUGCAAGAGAAUUUUGACAUGAAUAAGUAUCUUGGAAGAUGGUAUGAAAUUGAGAAGAUCCCAGUAAGCUUUGAGAAGGGAAGUUGCAUCCAAGCCAACUACUCACUAAAGGAAAAUGGAAACGUCAAAGUGAUAAACAAGGAGCUGAGAGCUGAUGGAACUGUGAAUCAAAUUGAAGGUGAAGCCACCCAGGAGAACAUCACAGAGCCCGCCAAGCUGGGAGUUAAGUUUUUCUGGUUCAUGCCAUCAGCUCCAUACUGGGUCCUGGCCACCGACUAUGAGAACUACGCCCUCGUGUACUCCUGUACCACAAUCAUCUGGCUUUUUCACAUGGAUCAUGUUUGGAUCUUGGGAAGAAACCCUUAUCUCCCUCCAGAAACAGUGACCUAUCUCAAAGAUAUCCUGACCUCUAAUAACAUUGAAGUUGAGAAAAUGACGAUCACAGAUCAGGUGAACUGUCCCGAGUACAUGUAA